Messenger RNA from Aedes albopictus (Asian tiger mosquito), 1670 nucleotides. RefSeq names its product zinc finger protein 771. Gene Ontology annotation, molecular function: zinc ion binding; transcription coregulator activity. Bases 398 to 1630 code for a protein of 410 amino acids. Gene Ontology annotation, biological process: regulation of transcription by RNA polymerase II. Gene Ontology annotation, cellular component: nucleus. The transcript is spliced from 3 exons. Lineage: Eukaryota; Metazoa; Arthropoda; Insecta; Diptera; Culicidae. The record is from RefSeq and is a predicted model, not a curated record.
UUGAUAAACAAACCAUCAGCUCUCUAAAAUAAAAGCUCUCAUUUUUGAGUAACGCCCAUGCCGCACAGGGACUGUGUUGGAAACACACAUUUUUUAAAAUUGCUCAUACGCUCACAUUUUUGCAAAAUAUCAAUAUUUUUCGGUAUUUGAAGGUGGUUUAUAAACCCAGUGAGGUUGCCAUGUCGAAAUUAUUGCAAAAUACAUGCUCAUGUGAGCGUACGAGCAAUUUUAAAAAAAUGUGUGUCUCCAACACAGUCAUGUGCGGCAUGGAUGUUUACUAAAAAUGUGCAGGCCGAACACAUUUUUGAGCGAAGGCGUUUUUGCGUGAGUCGUCCGACGCAGUGGACCAAAACAACAAAUUUUUCGAUUUCUCUCCCUGUAGUAUUUCCAGAUUGCAAUGACCGAACAAUCACCGGUCGCGAAGAGAACCUACACCCGACGCUCCCCGCUUUGUCGUCUGUGCAUGCAGCAAUACCCCAAGAACGAUUUGCAGGAAAUAUUCUCCCGUGGAUCGCCCUGGAAGAAGCGAAUCUUUCGCGCCACCGGAAUCAAGCCUCACCGGAAUGAUCCCGUCACCCGAAUGUGCAGCACAUGCCGGAUGAUGGUCGAUACGAUCGUAACCUUCCAGGAAAUUUGCCAACAGACGGAACUGCUUAUGCGGAAAGGUUCUGGUGCGGGUCCCAUAGUUGUUGCAGACGAUCAACGUUGGGACAAAGUUGCCGGACUGAUUGAAUCGCUGUUCAAGGGGGUAAGCCAACAACGUCAGGCUGUGAUGCUGGUAAACUCGACUGACGGUGGAGAUGGGGCCACAACUACCAUAGAAACGGAGCAAGAAAUCUUUCAAGUUAGCCAAGUUGAUGUUCCGCCGGGAGAGGAGGAAUAUUUGCAAGAAGAAAGUGGUGAGGAGGAAGAAGACGCAUCAGUUAUGGGGGCUUUGGUUGAACAGCUUCCGUUGGAUAUCAAAAAAGAAGAAGAAGAAGUGGAGGAGGAGGAGAACGAUCAGGACAGUGAUUAUCAGUAUGAAGAUGAACAGGAAUCAGACGAGGAGGACAGCGAAGAUGAACAACGGAAACCUAAGAAGAAGCGAAAUCGCAAGAGAGAAAACGAACUGAACCGACUGGCGAGGACUGCUAAAGUAGUGUGCGACACCUGCGGCGAACUGGUGUCGCAAGUCUCCCUUGAGGGGCACCUGAAUCGGCAUUUGGGCGUGAAGCCAUUCGUGUGCGAGAUAGAGGGAUGUGGCAGGCAACUGUACUCGAAGUACAGUCUACAGCAGCACAGGCAUCUGCACAAGAGCAUAAUGAGGUACUACGACUGCCCGGAUUGUGGCAAACGGAUGAAGGGAACGAGCUGUUGGAUGCGACACAAAAAGAUGCACACCGAAGAGCCGAAGCACGAGUGCAACGUUUGUGGGAAGAAGUUUCGACGGAAAUUUGGAUUGAAGCUGCACUCGGUGGUUCAUACGGGAGUGGCGCAAUUUCCGUGUGAAAUUUGCGGCAAGCGCUUCAACGUCAAACACAAUCUCGGAGCUCACUACAAAACGCACAAACGGAAUGGGACCUGGCCAGAAAUGCAAACGAAAGAGGAAUAUCACCAGGAAAUCUAUUAUACUAGCGAGCAAAAUAAUUAGAAAGACAGGACGAUUGUUAAAUGUAUUCUAUGGAAAUCAA